CUGCUGUCUUCCUCCUGGGCCUGAGGAUUGGACAGGACACUGCUGCUAGUGCCGGGCCUAUGGGCAGAGUUCAGUCUGAGCAAUCUCACCUGCCUUCCUCUCAGACCCCUGUCCCUGACAGCUCCUUCUUCCCUCCCCAGCUGAGAUCUGCACUGUGGGCUUCAUAGCCCUCCUGUUUACAAGAUUCUGGCUCCUCACUGUCCUGUAUGCGGCCUGGUGGUAUCUGGACCGAGACAAGCCACGGCAGGGGGGCCGGCACAUCCAGGCCAUCAGGUGCUGGACUAUAUGGAAGUACAUGAAGGACUAUUUCCCCAUCUCGCUGGUCAAGACUGCUGAGCUGGACCCCUCUCGGAACUACAUUGCGGGCUUCCACCCCCAUGGAGUCCUGGCAGUCGGAGCCUUUGCCAACCUGUGCACUGAGAGCACAGGUUUCUCUUCGAUCUUCCCCGGUAUCCGUCCCCAUCUGAUGAUGCUGACCUUGUGGUUCCGGGCCCCCUUCUUCAGAGAUUACAUCAUGUCUGCAGGGUUGGUCACAUCAGAAAAGGAGAGUGCUGCUCACAUUCUGAACAGGAAGGGUGGCGGAAACUUGCUGGGCAUCAUUGUAGGGGGUGCCCAGGAGGCCCUGGAUGCCAGGCCUGGAUCCUUCACGCUGUUACUGCGGAACCGAAAGGGCUUCGUCAGGCUCGCCCUGACACACGGGGCACCCCUGGUGCCAAUCUUCUCCUUCGGGGAGAAUGACCUAUUUGACCAGAUUCCCAACUCUUCUGGCUCCUGGUUACGCUAUAUCCAGAAUCGGUUGCAGAAGAUCAUGGGCAUCUCCCUCCCACUCUUUCAUGGCCGUGGUGUCUUCCAGUACAGCUUUGGUUUAAUACCCUACUGCCGGCCCAUCACCACUGUGGUGGGGAAGCCCAUCGAGGUACAGAAGACGCUGCAUCCCUCGGAGGAGGAGGUGAACCAGCUGCACCAGCGUUAUAUCAAAGAGCUGUGCAACCUCUUCGAGGCCCACAAACUUAAGUUCAACAUCCCUGCUGACCAGCACUUGGAGUUCUGCUGAGCCCAAAGGGCAGGGCCAACAUUAGGGAGCCCAGCAGGAGGUGCUGUGCUGAGAAGACUUCCUGGAGGUGUUUGUUGAACAUAUCUGCAGAGCCUUCCCAGACUCCUGCAAAUCCAACCCAUAUCAGGCUGUAAGUCAGAGCAGGCAAUGCAGAAGAGGAGACCAGACUCUGGCACUGCAGUCUGCACUCCUGCUGCAAGACCUCUGCGAGCCUCCUGCUCCUUGGCUUCUGUCUGCUCAUCAGUGGAAUGGGAGAGAGGGCUGGAGGAGAAUGGUUUCUGAGGUCUCUGUUCUCUAUUGUAAUGUCACUCAAACAUUAUAAAAGGAAAUGCAGGGAAAAAAAGAGAACAGCAAGGUUUUUAUUCCUCUGACCUUGAGUGACAGCACAAAAGAAGCCACCAGCUCCAGUCCCUUCUCCUACAAGACCUGUCAUCUUGCACCCUGGAUGUCCCAGGUCCUCCCUCUCCAUGCUGGAGAGGAGGGGUGGCCAGUAAACCCCUGCACUCACCCUAGGUAGCUUCAAGCUUCUGGGUUCUCUGGGUGAUGGAGCGGCAGCCAGAGGCACACAGAAACUGGGUAGGGAGGACUGUGCUCUGUUACCGACUGGCUAUAUGACUGUGGGCAGGCCUCUUUCCUCUCCUUCUGAGCCUCAGUUUUCCCACUGAUUCUGAGUCUCAGCUCUGGCAUUACAUAGGCUGAGAACUCCAUAAGGCGCCUCUUACUCACCCUUUGUAACUUCAGCCCCUGACCUUGCCACAAAAAAGGGGGCUCCAUAAAUGCCAGUUCAACAAAUGAGAGAAUUAUAUUUUAGCAUGCUUCUCUUUCUUUCUACCCCCAACCAAGAGGGCUAGUCAAAGCCUUACCCUUGACCGCCCAGCCUGGCCCUGGGGCCUUAUAUCACCUUCUCAGAAGUUGAAUGAGACUGAGCCAGAGAAGAGCAUGCUGGUCGCUUCUUCCUGAUGCAUCAACCCUAAGCUUACCACCUCUGGCCCCAUUCUGUUGGGAAAGAAGCGGGGGUCAAUUUGUUAAGACACAGGGCAGGCCAGCACAGAGAAUGGAAACCAGAUGUGAGAUGUGUGCAUGUGUCUGCAGGGGUGUGGGGGGUGCAGAGGGGUAAGACGGGGACAGACACCCUGACCAGAGUUCUAGAUUCCUGGGUUAGGGCCAUGCAUCAGUAGGGAGGGAACAGAGGGUGGGUGGGUUGGACCAGGGUUUGUGACUCUCCCUCACCCUCUAGUGGGGAAACAGACCCUUCCCUGCCAGGAGGAGAUCACACCCAUAACCACAACACGGGGCACUUAGAGAAGUGUACAUUUGGGUUUCAAUCCUGGCUCUGGCUCUGCCCCUUUUCAGUGAUCCUGGGCAAGCCACAUCUCCAAACCUCGAUUUUGUCAUUUGAGAAAUAAAUACUAUAGUAUCCAC
Messenger RNA from Pan troglodytes (chimpanzee), 2476 nucleotides. RefSeq names its product monoacylglycerol O-acyltransferase 2 (gene MOGAT2). Gene Ontology annotation, molecular function: 2-acylglycerol O-acyltransferase activity; diacylglycerol O-acyltransferase activity. Lineage: Eukaryota; Metazoa; Chordata; Mammalia; Primates; Hominidae. Bases 296 to 1054 code for a protein of 252 amino acids. Gene Ontology annotation, cellular component: endoplasmic reticulum membrane. The record is from RefSeq and is a predicted model, not a curated record. The transcript has 5 exons. Gene Ontology annotation, biological process: triglyceride biosynthetic process; diacylglycerol biosynthetic process.